AUGAAGGGCGAUUACGAUGUUGCUGAUAUUACCAGCGAUAAUGGGUUGGAUGAUGUGUCAAUUCGAAAAGCUUUUGAAUCGGGUGUUGAUUUACGGCAGUAUUCCGCAAAACUUCAAGAACAGCUUCAAUCUGCUCAUUUGCUUGCCGUGAAAGACUGUAUCGACCAAGCGGAAAAACUUGCUGAAUUGCAUGAAGAGAUCACUGCUUGUGAUGAUGCAUUUGCACAAUUGGAAGGAAUGCUUCGGAGUUUUCAAUCAGAAUUGGGUACAAUUAGUUCAGACAUGAAAAGACUGCAACAACAAUCGGUCGAUAUCAGUCAACAGUUGCAAAAUAGACAAAAAAUUCGCGGAGAACUGAGCCAGUUUGUUGAUGACAUGGUUGUAUCUCAAAAUAUGAUACAAACAAUCGUUGAACGAGACGUUGGAGAACGUGAAUUUCUUGAACAACUUCAUGAACUUCAGCAUAAACUACAAUUCCUCAAAGCACAAGAAUUCCGUGACGUUAAAGCUACUUCUGAUGUGCAUGAUGUUAUUGAAAAUUUAAAAUAUAAGGCAAUGGCGAAAAUAAGAAAGUGGCUACUUUUGAAAAUUUCAUCUUUCAAGAGACCUCUAACAAAUUAUCAAAUCCCACAAGGAGCACUUCUUAAAAAUCGAUUCUUUUAUGAAUUUUUAUUGGCUAAUGACAGGCACUUAGCUCGAGAGAUUCGAGAUGAAUAUGUUGACGUUAUCAGUAAAAUGUUUUUUACCUAUUUCAAAACAUACGCAUCGAGAUUGUUCCGAUUACUGCUCGCUGAUGUAGCUAAUAAAGAUGAUCUUUUGGGUGCAGAAAAUACGAUGAAGACAACUAGUCUUUUCAGUUUGAAAUCUCAGUUGCGGAAUCGAGCUACUGUUUUUUCCCUGGGUAAUCGAGACAGCUUGUUAUCAUCUGAUUUGAUGUCUCCACUUAUUGUACCACAUGUAGCCCAACAAGCAAACGAACGGUUCCAAUUUGAGAAUUUAUUUCGGAGUUUACAAUUUGCAUUGGUGGAUCAUUCCUCUCAUGAAUAUUUGUUUAUAUCAGACUUUUUCAUGAUCAGUGGACAAACUUCGUUUGAGCUUUUCAGUGAAAUUAUAAUGCGUACAAUAACUACCUUACUGAAAUCAUGUGAAGAACACAUAUCUUCUAAUUAUGAUGCUGUAUCACUAUAUAUAUGCAUUGGUCUGUGUUCCAAGUAUAAAGAAUUAAUGAUUGAACGGGGAGUUCCAGCUUUAGAGAGUUAUUGGGAGACAUUAAAUUGUGCGUUGUGGCAUCGUUUUGAUGUUGUUAUGGGUUUGCAUAAUUCGAGCUUACGUGAUCUUGACGCGCAUAAAAUGCAACUACAACCAGAUACCCAUCCACACUAUAUCAUAAGACGUUACGCAGAGUUCACAUGUGCAUUGCUGGUUUGCAGUCAAACGUUGAUGCAACAGAUCGAUCCAAAAUUGCAGCUUUAUUUGACUAAACAGCAGGCUGAAAUCGAAAAUUUUCUAACUCAUAUUUCUGAACAAUUAACUACUCGCGUUCAACGACUGGUUUGUUUGAUCAAUAACUAUGAUUUGAUACUCAAUGUUCUUGAGGAACGGAUAACAUUCGAUUCAAAAGAAAAAUCAUCCUUUUGGGAAUUGAAACAAAAUCGCAUCAAUGAAUACGUCGAACUGAUGCUUCGACCUCAUUUUGGUGAUCUAAUGUCAUUUGUCAAUGAAUGUGAACCACUGAUCGAACAGGGUCACAAGCAACUUUUAAUUCGUUAUUCGGAUAAUGUUGCAAAAAUUGUGCGCAGUUUUUGUGCUAAUUGGAAAAAAUCAAUAGAUGCCAUAAACAACGAAAUUGUCCGAUCAUUUGCAAAUUUCAAAAAUGGCACCAACAUCUUACAAGCAACAUUCACACAAAUUAUUCAGUAUUAUCAUCGAUUUAGCAAAGUAUUAUCGCAUGAAGUAUUUGCAGAAAAUGCCGUCCUAAAAGAGCUAGUCAACAUUCAUCAUAUUAUGGUAGAAAUAAAGAAAUAUAAACCGGUAUACUAA
Molecule: messenger RNA, 2040 nt
Organism: Brugia malayi
Lineage: Eukaryota; Metazoa; Nematoda; Chromadorea; Rhabditida; Onchocercidae
Gene: Bma-vps-52
Product: Vps52 / Sac2 family protein
Exons: 17
Coding region: 1-2040 (679 amino acids)
Biological process (GO): endocytic recycling; retrograde transport, endosome to Golgi; lysosomal transport
Cellular component (GO): GARP complex
Molecular function (GO): syntaxin binding
Source: RefSeq, a predicted model, not a curated record